AUGGACGUGUCGAAUAGUGUGCAAAAUUCAGAAGCUGUUCAAACGCAACAAAAUGGUCAAGAAACCAGUCCCAGUACCGAGGCAGGACUUCGAGACACUGGUGCUGCACACAAUGAAAAUCAGCCAGGAAGUAGCGGAACUGAGGGUCCAGGUAGCCCAACAGACCCAAUUAGUCAGAACCCAGGAACAGCUGAUACGGGUUCUACAGAAAUAUGUAGCCCUGUCCAAAGUCCGAUUGAGUCUGACAGAGGAACUGGAGUCAAUGAAAGUGUCAUUGGGAAAAAAUCGAACAAAAACAGAGAUGAAGGAGUAAUAAAAAAAUUGAUCAAGGCACAAAACAUUUGCGAGGAAGGGGGUAUAAAAAAACCAAAGAGUACUGGGACUGAGAAUGGGACUGGAGCCAUAGUCCCGGCAAAUAUGAAAAGACGGCUACGCGACAAAAAAAGGCGGGAAGAAUGGGAUUCACUUUUGGAAAAAACAGAACUUAUGCUAAAAUCUACUCAGGAAACCUGGCCUAACAUGAGACGUUUUUUUGAGAGACUGGAACAAUGGGAGCAGAGAAAAUUCUCAACAAGCUGGCAAAAUAGUGAAAAACUGCAGAAAUCGGAUAUGAUGGAUAUCAUUGGAUCCGACAAUGUUGACGAUACUAGUGGACCUGAAACGGCCGAUACCGUUGCAGAAGAAGAACAUUCUUUGAGUACUAAAAUGUCAAAAACAAAAAGAGAUCCCAUAGUAAUGGAGAAAAAUGAGUCGAACAAUAACAACAGGUAUACCAAAAAAAGUGACCAAUUGCUGUCUGAAUAUACAAGCAGCUGUAGCGAUUCUGACCCUGGAACUGGGGAUGAGGAAGUUGAGGGUGGUCAGGACAGCAAUAGUAGCGGGUAUGAGGAAGAAGAAUUUUUGCAACAGAAUCUUAAUGUAUCUGAUCAUCACUCCGGGACUGGUUUAGCAGAGCAAAUACAUAAGUCUGUCCCACCAAAAAUGGUAAAACCAAAGAGUAUGCCACAGCAUAAUUCAUUCAAAAAACCGUUCAGACCUUUGGAGAGGGUGCGGGAUAAUAACCCGCCACGGUAUAGUUCACCAUAUUCACGCCCGCCCAACGUAUACAACAAAAUGUAUAGUACACACCAUGACAAUCACCAAUACCGUCGCCGCCAAAAUAAUGUAGGGUCGAGUUAUAUCAGUUCAUUGUCUUCAAGAAUUAUGGGAGGUCGGUGA
Molecule: messenger RNA, 1218 nt
Organism: Sphaeroforma arctica JP610
Lineage: Eukaryota; Ichthyosporea; Ichthyophonida
Exons: 1
Coding region: 1-1218 (405 amino acids)
Source: RefSeq, a predicted model, not a curated record